AUGAUGGGUUCUAUGCUCGAUAUGCACGACUCUGCGGAUAUCAACGCAGAUUCUAGCUUACAGUCACGGUUGGUUAUUGAUUCUAAAGCUCGUAAUAAGAGCGAUGAGACUAACGCGGGAGCCUCUCUUUCUUCACCGAAAACAGAACAGGACCAAGCAGAUCUCCAUGAAAAUAGCAGGCUACCUAUUCCUUCGAACAACGAUGAAAAUGACGGUCGCGUGGCCUCCGAAAAUGAAGUACACGAUCUCCUUCAUGUCGUUGACAAAAUUCCGGCUCGGCUUUGGGUAGCAUGUAUCGCGGGUAUUCUGGAACGCUUUGUCUGGUACGGGGCGACUGCUCCUCUACAAAAUUACCUGCAAAAUGCUCGAGGUGGUGAGGUUCCGGGGGCACUGGGAUUGCACCAAGCUACUGCAACCAACAUCGUCAACGCACUGAUCAUCGGGUCGUAUAUCACACCUGUACCUGCUGCCGUUGUUGCCGAUAGCUGGCUGGGUCGUUAUAAAACUAUGCUAUAUUCUGCUAUUAUUGAGGCCAUCGGGGCGACUAUUCUUUUUGCGACAUCUUUCCCCGUCACCAUUGACAAAGGAGCUGCUCUGCCCGGAGUGAUAACAGCUUGUGUACUGCUGGCUAUUGGAUCCGGGGGGUUUCAAAACCACUGUUCCGAUCAAUAUGACGAGGCCGAGUUUCGAAUUAAGAUUGAGAAAAGCGGAAAGAUGGUUGUCACUAGUCGAGAGCUAACUAUCACAUACAUCUACAAUGCCUUCUACUGGGCUAUAAAUGUCGUGGGCUUUCUAGCCGAUUCAACGCCGCUGUUGGAACGAUAUGUUGGCUUUUGGCUAGCCUAUUUGAUUCCGUGCUGCGCCAUGUGGAUUGCUCUGAUACCAAUUCUCGUUGGUCGCACGUUCUUCGUCCGAACUUCGCCAACAGAGAACAUCAUGCCCCAGGUAUGCGAUGUGCUGCGAUAUGGGAUCGCCGGUCGGUUCAAAAUGGAUGCCGCAAAGCCAGACGCGCAGCUUCGUCAACAUGGUCGCCAAGUUCCCUGGACAGACUUAUUUGUCGAAGAUAUCAAGAGAAGUCUUCUAACUUGCCGAGUACUGCUUCUGUUCCCUAUCCACUGGCUCUGCUAUAACCAGACAUUCAACAACUUGAUCUCCCAAGCAGGACAAAUGAUUACAUACGGUAUUCCUAACGAUAUGAUGAAAAUUGCCGGUGCCAUUUCUGGGAUAAUAGUCGCCCCGAUCAUUCAGAAAGGACUCUACCCCUUCCUUACAAAGAGAGGAGUCUCAUUUGGACCCAUCGCACGAAUGUCAGUCGGAUUUCUCGUGCUGACCCUGUCUAUGGCCUACACAACCGUCGUUCAAAAGCUCAUCUACCGGGCUGGACCGUGCUACGAUAUACCUCUGACAUGUGCUGCUGCCAACAAUUCCACAAUCCCCAACCAGAUUUCGGUCUUUCUCCAAAUCCCAAUUUAUUUUGGUGGGGCAUUGGCGGAGGUAUUUUGCCUCACCACGGGAACUGAAUAUGCUUAUAAUCAGGCACCGGAGAGUAUGAAGACACUGGUUCAAGCGAUCUGGCUAGCUAUGGCUGGUAUUGGAGCUUGUCUUGCACUGGCCUUCACCCCUCUUACCAAGGAUCCACAUUUGGUCACUAUGUAUGCCAUCUUGACUGGACUUCUGGGUGGAGCGACUAUUCUGUUGUGGGCUCUGUUCCGACAAUUGGACAAGUCGAAAGCCAAAGACGGCGUGGAAUAG
This is a messenger RNA of Penicillium manginii, 1752 nucleotides long. Its product is annotated as Proton-dependent oligopeptide transporter family. Gene Ontology annotation, cellular component: plasma membrane; fungal-type vacuole. Gene Ontology annotation, biological process: transmembrane transport. NCBI's taxonomy places the organism in Eukaryota, Fungi, Ascomycota, Eurotiomycetes, Eurotiales, Aspergillaceae. The record is from RefSeq and is a predicted model, not a curated record. Bases 1 to 1752 code for a protein of 583 amino acids. Gene Ontology annotation, molecular function: dipeptide transmembrane transporter activity; tripeptide transmembrane transporter activity. The transcript has 7 exons.